Messenger RNA from Pelobates cultripes (western spadefoot toad), 297 nucleotides. The record is from the annotation of a GenBank genome assembly. Lineage: Eukaryota; Metazoa; Chordata; Amphibia; Anura; Pelobatidae.
CAAACGGGCACCAAACAAAAACACUGGCCGCCCAAGGCCUCCCACACAGUCGACCAGAGAAUCACGCCGCACACCUCCGCAGCCUGGUGGGACCUGGACUGGCUCACACCUGACCCCCAGAAAACACAGGUACAGGGGACAGAGGAGAUGGGCAAAAAAUCCCACAAAUCACAGGCAUCAACUCCCCAAGAUAUGCAAGACAUAGGCAUGCUGCUCCAACGCACGCAGAAACACAAGGAGCUGGAGCAGACCGAGACAAAGGCCUGUGCCCACCAGAGGAAGGAAGGGGGGGAGUGA